GGGCGUUUCUGUCCGCGCCCCGCCCACUGACGCGUGUGGUAUUUAUGGCUGCGCGCGAAAGACUUCCUUGUUCAAGCGAGCGAGCGGGAACGGCGGGUGGUGUCGCGUGGAGAGGAAUCCGCGGCUCGCUUCUUGUUGGCUUGAAUAUUUUGUGUAAAUAAGACUGCUCAAAGUAGGCGAAUGAAUUCCAGGCUGAAGCAGAAGGCUGAAGCAGAGAAAUCUUUGGCUGCAAAGGCUCCUGGAGGUAGUUCAAAUGGCCCAUUCCAGAGACAAACCCUUAAGAUGAUACAGCCAUCUAUUACAGGGUGUCUUGUUGGCAGGGCAGAUAAGCAGGUCCAGCUGUCAAUCAAGGGGAAAAUCUGGAGUGAGCCAUCUAUGCCAAACGUGUCCAAACCUGUUUCUGCAACAUCAUCAGAACACAGAAAUGCAAAAGGUGCCAUCCAAGCUUCUGACCUCAUGGUAAAAGGCAAUCCUUCAUCUGUGUACUGGAAAGAGCUGGCUGAAGAGAGGAGGAAAGCUCUAUAUGAGGUGUUACAAGAAAAUGAAAAGCUGCACAAAGAAAUUGAAUUCAAAGAUGCUGAAAUCGCUUGUCUAAAGAAAGAGAAUGAAGAGCUUGCAGAGCUGGCAAGCCAUGUACAAUAUAUGGCAAACAUGAUUGAGCAGCUAACUGAACAAGCACCAGAAAGCUUUGAGACACUGAAAAAUCUAGACCUGGAGGAAAGUGUACAUGAAGAUUCUUCUGCAGAAGAGAAUUUGGAUGAUGACUCUGAGCCAGAAUGCACACAGAUCUCUUCUACAGAGAAUGUUACAGAUCUACAUACACGUGAAACCAGUAAUCCUUAAUACUGAGGCUGCUCAUAUCCGAUCAGUGCUUUAGGGGAGAAUAAACUACCAGAGAUGACUUGGGUAGGGCAGGAAUGAAAUCUUCUGGAAACUGGUAAUAUAAGAGCAAAAGUAUAAAUUGUGGCAAAUAAUUUGUACAAAUGCUAGUAAGUGUAUCUAUAAACUAUUAACUGCAUCUGGCUGCUUGUGUAAGAUGGAAAUACUGUGUAUUUCACCAUGUAAAUAGUUUUAUCCAUGUAUAGUAUGUUUCAUAUAACUGCCAAAUAAACUUAAUUAUGUCACUUGUAA
Heteronotia binoei (common prickly gecko) is the source of this 1131-nucleotide messenger RNA. It is a transcript of the gene GMNN, whose product is annotated as geminin DNA replication inhibitor. Bases 181 to 843 code for a protein of 220 amino acids. The transcript is spliced from 7 exons. Lineage: Eukaryota; Metazoa; Chordata; Lepidosauria; Squamata; Gekkonidae. Gene Ontology annotation, cellular component: nucleus. Gene Ontology annotation, biological process: negative regulation of cell cycle; negative regulation of DNA replication. The record is from RefSeq and is a predicted model, not a curated record.